AUGGAGAGAGCCCGGCCGGAGCCGCCACUGCCACCGCCACCGCCACUGCUGCUGCCCCGCCAACUGCCGCGGGGGUCCCUGCCGCGCCCGCUCCGCCCUUCCCUGCCCCUGCUGCUCUCGCAGCCUCCGGCCGAGGGCGCCCCCUGCCGGCAGCCCGCCGAGCCCCCUCAGCCGUCGCCUCGGUCCCCCCCGGCUCCCCUCCAGGUGUCCGGGCCCCGAAGCCCCUCCCCUUGCCAAGCCCCCGGGGAUCAGCCCCUGUCGCUGCAUCCCCACUCCGGAGCGGGCAGGCCCCCUCCUCGAGGCCCGGCCCCCGCCGCCCCCCGGCUGCUCCUGCAGGUGAAGGCGGAGCAGCCCCCGCCCCCGCCGCCUCCCCCUCUUCCUCCUCCCCCUCCUGCUUCCAUCCUGCUCUUGCAUCCCACCCCCGCCGCAGAGGAGGCAGCGACGCCCCCGGCCCUGCCUUGCCACCCCUCCGCUGCCACUGCGGCGUCUGGCCCGACCAGGCUGUUGCAGGUGAAGUCCGAGCAAGUCCUACUCUUGCCCCCUGCCCUGGUGUCCGGGGAGGGUGCAACUUGCAGGGGGGAGCAGCUGCCGCCGCCGGCCCAGCACAUCCCUGCGAGCAGGGUGCUGCAGGUGAAGGCUGAGAAGCAGGAGUUGCAGACAGCCAGGGAAGGAGCAGGACAGGAACUCUUGGGAAGAAGGGGGGCUGAGGGUGGCCACAGGGCUGCCAGAGGGGGCAAAGGUGAAGGUCCGAGCCCAGCCACUGAUAGCCGCAGAGUGGAGGAGAAGAAGGGCAGCAAGGCGGAGGCAGAGGAGAGCAGGCGGGAGAUGGCCAAAAACAGUGGGGAGAGCAAAAGCCUUGUUGGGGCUGUGAGAGAAGGAGCCAUAAAAACUGAGGAGCCUGAAAGGAUGCGUGAAGACUGCAGGCAUGGCAAAGAUGCUGCACAAGUCAAGCCACCUGCAUCCAAUGGCGUGGUCCAUUCCAACAAGGAUGUCAUUUUGGCUCAGCCUCCCAGUGGGUUUGGCCCCCAUUCACAAGAUCUGAGGAUACCUUUGACUCUUCAUACUGUACCCCCUGGGGCCAGAAUCCAAUUUCAGGGACCUCCGCCUUCAGAGCUGAUACGAUUGACUAAGGUGCCUCUGACACCAGUGCCUAUAAAAAUGCAAUCCUUACUGGAGCCUUCAGUAAAAAUAGAAACCAAAGAUGUCCCGCUCACCGUGCUUCCCUCAGAUGCAGGAAUUCCUGAUACUCCCUUCAGUAAAGACAGAAAUGGUCAUGUGAAGCGACCUAUGAAUGCAUUUAUGGUCUGGGCAAGAAUCCAUCGCCCAGCACUAGCCAAAGCUAACCCAGCAGCCAACAAUGCAGAAAUCAGUGUCCAACUCGGGUUAGAGUGGAACAAACUUAGUGAAGAACAAAAGAAACCUUAUUAUGAUGAAGCACAAAAAAUUAAAGAAAAGCACAGAGAAGAAUUUCCUGGUUGGGUUUAUCAACCACGUCCAGGAAAACGAAAACGCUUCCCCCUAAGUGUGUCCACUGUGUUUUCUGGUACUACGCAGAAUAUCAUCUCUACAAAUCCAACAACAAUUUAUCCUUAUCGCUCACCUACAUACUCUGUGGUUAUCCCCAGCCUACAGAACACUAUCACUCAUCCAGUUGGUGAAGCCCCACCUACUAUCCAGCUACCCACACCUCCAGUCCAGCGUCCAAGCCCUAUUACACUGUUACAACCAAGCGUUGCCAGCACUGCUCAGGUGGCCGUCCCGGCUCCAAGCUUGCCUCUUCGUCCAGCUCUUCCACCACAGCGCUUUGCUGGACCCACCCAAACGGACACUCAUCAUCUGCAUCCAGGAGCUAACCGCUCUGUAAAGAGACCGACCCCAGUCUCUUUGGAGAGUACCAGUAGAAAUCCAACUAGUGCAAGUACUGCUCAUGCCAGAUUUGCCCCCUCUACCAUUCAGCCCCCUAAGGAGUACCCCAGCGUUUCUACUUGUCCCCGAAGUGCACCAAUCUCUCAGGCUCCACCCAUUUCACAUCCUCAUGUCUAUCAACCCCCUCCCAUUGGCCACCCAGCCACUUUAUUUGGUGCACCUCCUCGAUUCUCCUUUCAUCACCCUUACUUCUUGCCAGGACCUCACUACUUCCCAUCAAGCACGUGUCCUUAUAGUCGUCCUCCCUUUGGCUAUGGAAAUUUCCCAAGUUCAAUGCCAGAAUGCCUUGGCUAUUAUGAAGAUAGGUACCAAAAGCAUGAGGCUAUGUUUUCUGCCUUAAAUAGAGACUAUCCCUUCAGAGACUACCCAGAUGAACGUACACACAGUGAAGAUUCUCGAAGCCGUGAAAGCCUGGAUGGAGCCUCUUACUAUAACAGCCAUAGCCAUAGUGGGGAGGAAUAUUUAAACCCCAUGCCUCAACUGGACAUUGGAGCCUUAGACAAUGUAUUCACAGCUCCUGCAUCUACUCCCUCUAGUAUCCAGCAGGUUAAUGUAACUGACAGUGAUGAGGAGGAAGAAGAGAAAGUGCUCAGGGAUUUAUAA
Vombatus ursinus (common wombat) is the source of this 2529-nucleotide messenger RNA. It is a transcript of the gene SOX30, whose product is annotated as SRY-box 30. The record is from RefSeq and is a predicted model, not a curated record. Gene Ontology annotation, molecular function: sequence-specific double-stranded DNA binding; DNA-binding transcription factor activity, RNA polymerase II-specific. Gene Ontology annotation, biological process: regulation of transcription by RNA polymerase II. The transcript is spliced from 5 exons. NCBI's taxonomy places the organism in Eukaryota, Metazoa, Chordata, Mammalia, Diprotodontia, Vombatidae. Gene Ontology annotation, cellular component: nucleus. Bases 1 to 2529 code for a protein of 842 amino acids.